This is a messenger RNA of Beta vulgaris subsp. vulgaris (sugar beet), 2544 nucleotides long. RefSeq names its product SNARE-interacting protein KEULE. Gene Ontology annotation, cellular component: secretory granule; plasma membrane. Lineage: Eukaryota; Viridiplantae; Streptophyta; Magnoliopsida; Caryophyllales; Amaranthaceae. Gene Ontology annotation, molecular function: syntaxin binding. The coding region runs from base 249 to 2246 and encodes 665 amino acids. Gene Ontology annotation, biological process: vesicle-mediated transport; intracellular protein transport. The record is from RefSeq and is a predicted model, not a curated record. The transcript is spliced from 21 exons.
AUACUUAAUUAAUAACAUUACAAUUUACAAACGCGUCCUACAAAUCUCCGUCGGUCUCACACUCUUCAACGGUUGGCAAUUUGCUCAACCCAUUUCUCCCGAUCAUCUUAUCGGCUUACCCUAAUUAAUUCAAUUUCCCCCCAAUUUUCUCUCUCAAAAACCUUCACCAAACCCUUUCUAAUUUCUCAAAUCCCUAAAUUUUUACCCAGAAUUCCUGAUCUCUAUCCUCAAUCAGAAGAAUUCUAAUCAUGUCGAUGGAUUCAGACACCUCCUCGCACGCCGGCGAUUAUAAGUACUUCCGACAAAUGACUCGCGAUCGAUUGCUUCAUGAAAUGCUUGGAUCAACAAAGAAGGGGGACUCCCGGUCAAAUUGGAAGGUUCUCAUCAUGGACAGAUUUACAGUUAAGAUAAUGUCUUAUGCUUGCAAAAUGGCAGACAUCACUGGUGCCGGAGUCUCAUUGGUGGAAGACAUAUAUAAAAGAAGACAACCAUUACCCACAAUGGAUGCUAUAUACUAUAUCCAGCCAUCCAAGGAGAAUGUUGUCAUGUUUUUGUCCGAUAUGGCUGGGAAAAAGCCUUUAUACAAGAAAGCUUUUGUUUUUUUUAGUUCACCUGUUGCUAGAGAAUUGGUCAGUCAUAUCAAGAAGGACAGUACAGUUUUGCCCCGGAUAGGCGCAUUGAGUGAGAUGAAUUUGGAGUAUUUUGCUAUUGAUAGACAGGGUUUUGUUACUGAUAAUGAAAUGUCUUUGGAUGAGCUCUUUGGAGAUGAUGAGAAUCAUCGUAAAGCUGACGCAUGUUUAAAUAUGAUGGCUGCUCGAGCUGCAACAGCAUUUGCUUCCAUGAGGGAGCUUCCUUUUGUUCGGUAUCGUGCUGCCAAGUCUCUUGAUGCCAAUACAAUGACUACCUAUCGUGAUUUGGUUCCUACAAAGUUAGCGGCUGGAAUCUGGAACUAUCUGACAAAAUAUAAGACUAGCAUCGCUAACUUCCCCCAGACAGAAACUUGUGAGUUGCUCGUUCUAGACCGAUCUGUUGAUCAGAUUGCUCCUGUCAUACAUGAGUGGACUUAUGAUGCCAUGUGCCGUGAUCUAUUGAACUUGGAGGGAAAUAAGUAUAUCUAUGAGGUUCCAAGCAACACUGGAGGGCCUCCAGAGAAAAAGGAGGUCCUUUUGGAGGAGCAUGAUCCUAUCUGGUUUGAGCUUCGACAUUUACAUAUUGCUGAUGCUAGUGAACGGCUACAUGAGAAAAUGACCAACUUUGUGACAAAGAAUAAAGCAGCUCAAAUCCAUCAUAGUUCAAGAGAAAGUGGUGAAUUGUCAACACGUGAGCUGCAAAAAAUGGUUCAGGCUUUGCCACAAUAUAGUGAACAAAUUGAAAAGCUUUCACUGCAUGUUGAGAUAGCUGGAAAAAUUAAUCGUAUUAUUAGGGAUCAAAAACUUAAAGAGAUUGGUCAACUGGAGCAGGACCUUGUCUUCGGUGAUGCUGGAACUAAAGAGGUCAUCAACUUUUUCAGGCUGCAUGAGGAUGUGAGCCGUGAAAAUAAGUUGCGGGUAUUGAUGGUAUAUGCUGCUGUUUACCCUGAUAAAUUUGAGGGUGACAAAGGUUCAAAAUUGAUGCAGCUGGCAGGAUUGUCAUCAGAUGACACAAAUGCAGUUAAGAACAUGAAAUUGCUCGGCACACCCCCUGAAACAAAGAAAAGUUCUCUUGGAGCUUUUGCCUUGAAAUUUGAUAAUAAGAAAAAGCAUGGAGUCAGGAAGGAACGUGUCGGAGAAGAAACAGCAUGGCAGUUAUCUCGGUUUUACCCAAUGAUUGAGGAGCUUGUUGAAAAACUUUGUAAAGGUGAACUUCCUAAGAACGAAUACCCGUGUAUGAAUGACCCAAGUCCUACAUUUCAUGGAACUUCGCAUCCUGCUGCAAUUCAAUAUACCGAGACCCCAGUUGCACAUUCUAUGAGGUCAAGACGGACUCCGACAUGGGCUUCUAGACCUCGUAAUUCUGAUGAUGGGUAUUCGAGUGAUUCUAUUCUGAGACACGCCUCUAGUGAUUUUAAGAAGAUGGGAAAGCGUAUAUUUGUAUUUAUUGUAGGUGGUGCUACUAGGUCAGAGAUGCGAACUUGUUACAAGCUUUCAACAAAGUUGAACAGGGAAAUCAUUUUAGGUUCAUCUAGUAUCGACGAUCCCCCACAAUUCAUCACGAAAUUGAAGCUGCUAUCAGCAAGUGAAUUAUCGUUAGAUGACCUUGAGAUAUAGAUGUCUAGCAUGAAACUGUUCAUCUUGAUAAUUCAUUCUUUUUCUUAAUGUGUAAAUCGUGUGUCAUUAGUCCUUGGAAAAUGCACUCAUACAUUUAAGAUGCGUGCGAUUGUCUAGCAAUCUGUUUCUCACGCUAACCCCGCCUGUAUCAUAUCAUAAUUACCAUUGCAAAGAAAGAAUGUGGUUCUGAUACCAGAAGAAUCGCAGGUGUCUUGCUGUAUUUAGUAUGGGUCAAGUUAUAUCACUGUCAAUAAUUUUGUACCUCUUGGUGAUCAAUACAAUUUUCAGUUACAUCAAA